GUUUUAGGUCAUGCUACAUUACUCUUACAGCUACCCAGAUGAGAGUGUACCGCAGAUGAUUAUACCUAUUGGGCAUGAACUAUUUCUUCCUAUGUGGCCACAGAUUAUAGACACUGAAGAGGCAGUACGAGACCUUCAGCCAUACAAAAGAAGCUAUGAUGGCUGCUAUUUUGAAGAUGAGUUGAAACUAGCUACAAUGAAAAGAUAUACAUACAAAAACUGUCUAAUGGAGCGUCGUAUGGAUGCUGCUGUCAAACUCUGUGGUUGUUUGCCUUUUACAUUCCCUAACAAAGUUGUGGUGAUAGCUUCAGUUAAUGGCAACUUGCUUUGAAUGUUUGUGUUCAUUAUCAAACCAUUAUAUGAGCGAGCAUUUGAACAUUCUGAGCUGUUCACAACUGUUCAACUUUGAACAUUCUGUGUCUGUAAUUUAAAUGCCAACCUAUAAAUUAAGCUAUUACUCAUUGUCUAGUGAAUUGAGUAGUACUUUCUCAUAAUAAGAAUAAAUAAACUUAA
Molecule: messenger RNA, 513 nt
Organism: Schistocerca serialis cubense
Lineage: Eukaryota; Metazoa; Arthropoda; Insecta; Orthoptera; Acrididae
Product: pickpocket protein 11-like
Exons: 3
Coding region: 11-331 (106 amino acids)
Biological process (GO): sodium ion transport
Cellular component (GO): membrane
Molecular function (GO): sodium channel activity
Source: RefSeq, a predicted model, not a curated record